AUGUUGAAUCUAAUUUUGUCCUUACUCUCCAGGUAUACUCAAACACACCAGCCGAUUUUGAAUUUAAGCUUGAAAGAGCACCUUGCUGCAUCUGUUGACAUAGUAUUCCCAGUUAUUCAUGCUCAGUUUGGCGAAGAUGGUGGCAUACAGGAAUUGCUGGAAAAAUACAAUAUUCAUUUUGUUGGCACAGGAUCAAGUCAGUGUCGUCGUGCAUUCGACAAGGUUGCUAAAUCCCAAACUAUUCCCAUUUUGCAGGUGAAGCCAGUCAGAGCAGGAUCAAGCAUUGGUGUUACAGUUGCUUAUGGCGUUGCCGAUGCAUUGAAGAAGGCAAAGGAUAUAAAAUUAGAGGGUAUUGACGAGCAAGUCAUAGUAGAAAUGUUUCUCGAAGGAGGAAGUGAAUUCACUGCCAUUAUCCUUGAUGUGGGCUCCGGAACUGAUUGUCAACCUAUUGUUCUAAUCCCAUAUGAGGUGGAGCUUCAUUCUAAUGAUGAUGAUGCAAUCUUCAAUUACAGAAGGAAGUACCUUCCAACUCGAAAGGUAGCUUAUCACACUCCCCCUCGUUUUCCCAUUGAGGUAACAAGAACUAUCCGUGAAGGAGCAUCUUGGCUCUUUAGACAACUUGGCCUUCGUGAUUUUGCUCGAAUUGAUGGCUGGUUUCUGCCAUCAUCCACAAACUCGUUCUUUGGCACAACAGAUGGGAAGUUUGGAAGGUCUGAUAUGGGAACAAUACUGUUUAUAAACAUUAAUCUGAUUAGUGGAAUAGAGCAGACAAGCUUCUUAUUUCAGCAAGCUUCAAAGGUUGGAUUCUCUCAUUCGAACAUCCUGAGGAGCAUCGUUCACCAUGCAUGCUCAAGGUUUCCCAAUCUUGAAUCAUACGUCGAUAUUUCCAGUCAUUUGCCAAGAAGAUCAAAUUCCAAACUGCGCACUGAAGACUCGGACCAAAACAAAGGCAUUCGUAAAGUUUUUGUCAUUUUUGGAGGAAAUUCAUCAGAGCGCCAAGUGUCUGUAAUAAGUGGAACAAACGUUUGGCUUAACUUGCAAGGCUUUGAUGAUCUUGAAGUUAUUCCUUGCCUGCUUGCACCUCAGAUGGCCGGUCUUCUAAUGCUGGAUCACGGACAGUUUGGUCAUUGCCCUGUUGCCAGUACUGUGCAUAUGAACUUACAACACGCCUCUUUUUGCUACAGUUAUUCUCUUGUCCUGAGACACACCGUAGAAGAAGUUCUUGAUGCUUGCACUGAAGCAACUGACCCAUCUAGGGCUUCAUUAACAUCUCAGUUGCGCAAGCAAGUGAUGGGUGAUUUGAUGGAAGGACUUGAGAAGCACCGCUGGUUUAAUGGGUUUGAUAUUACUGAUGAAAAACCUGUAAAGUUCUCUCUUCAUGAUUGGAUUAAGCAUGCCAAAGAAGUGCAAGCAACGGUAUUCCUUACAGGUCCUGGGAUACUGGCAUCAAAGAUUUGUAUGGAUAAAGUGGCUACAUCUUUGGCUGUUAGUCAUGCACACGGGCCGAUUGAAAUGCCAAAUCCUCCUCCAGAGAAGUUGAUCUUUGAGCCAUUUAUCAAGAUGGAUGAAAUCAUUGUCUCUUCUAAGUCCGCAGACGGGCUAUUGUGGGAAGGAGAGAGCCGAUGGGUGGAAAUAAAAGUUGGUGUAGUGGGGAAACGUGGUUGCAUGCAGUCACUUUGUCUGAGCAUUACUGUCAAGGAAGGUGGUGAUAUUUUAUCACUGGAAGAGAAGUUUCAGGGUGGAACCUGCAUUAAUCUUACUCCUCCACCACCAUCGAUUGUCAGGAAUCUUUUCAUAAACCCUUGUGUCUCUCUGUCUGCUGUUUGCUUUAGUGAGGAAGCAUUGGAGAAAUGUAAGCAGCGCAUUGAGCUGGUAGCAAACACACUGGAGAUGGAGGGGUUUUCCAGAAUUGAUGCCUUUCUUAACGUUGACAGUGGAGAGGUACCCAUUUCUAAACUGUGA
This is a messenger RNA of Linum tenue, 1962 nucleotides long. The record is from the annotation of a GenBank genome assembly. NCBI's taxonomy places the organism in Eukaryota, Viridiplantae, Streptophyta, Magnoliopsida, Malpighiales, Linaceae.